Messenger RNA from Rhinichthys klamathensis goyatoka, 1428 nucleotides. Its product is annotated as serine/threonine-protein kinase pim-2-like. The record is from RefSeq and is a predicted model, not a curated record. Gene Ontology annotation, molecular function: protein serine/threonine kinase activity; ATP binding. Lineage: Eukaryota; Metazoa; Chordata; Actinopteri; Cypriniformes; Leuciscidae. The transcript has 7 exons. Bases 1 to 1428 code for a protein of 475 amino acids. Gene Ontology annotation, cellular component: cytoplasm. Gene Ontology annotation, biological process: negative regulation of apoptotic process; protein autophosphorylation; regulation of mitotic cell cycle.
AUGGCGAACAGGAAGUUUAUGGGAACUGAUUAUGGGAACAUUGAUCGGACUUCUCAGCAUGUCACCAGUGAGCCUGAAGUCCUCCCCGUUGCAGAGGAACCUGGUCAUGCCGAAGUCAAUGACGAGUGGAGUGAUGACGUCCUCCAGGAUUUAGUCGGAGAUUUGUCUGAAUGGAGUGCCGAUGUCCUCAACGCUUUGAGCUGUGUUUUCUCCGACUUUAAUGACAACACCCUCCAACCUCCAGUCUGUGUUGCGACUGACUUGAGUGUUGACAUUCCCCAAGCUACAGUCUUUGCUACAUCCGACUAUAGAGUACCAGUCCGUGAUGUGGCCGACUAUAGAGCCAAUUUCCCUCGAGUUCUGAUCCGUGAUGUGGCCUACUAUAGAGCCAAUCUCCCUCGAGUACCAGUCCGUGUUGAGGCUGACUGCAGUGUGGACGUCCCCCAAGUCCCUGUCAGUACCACAUCAGCUCCAGGCUUUGAUGUGGUUGACUGUUGUAGCGAUGUCUCUCAAGUUCUAGUCUGUGCCUCGUCAGACUGUAGAGUUGACAUCCACCAUGAAUCAGUCAGACUGACAGAGGACACUGUAUCACCUCAGAGUCAACUGGAUGAUUAUGAGAUUAUUGACAUCAAUUCAUGCAGCUAUGAAAUCGGCAGGAAGCUCGGUGAAGGAAGCUUCGGAAAUGUUUAUGCGGGAAUUCGCAUGACAGAUGGCCUUAAGGUGGCGCUGAAAUUCGCUGACAACAUGGGAAUAGAAUGGCUCGACAUUGAGGGGUGUCCUGAACCUGUUCCAACGGAGAUUGGUCUACUAAUUCUUGCCAACAAAGGCCCCAGAGUUCCCCAGAUCAUCCAGCUUCUAGACUGGGAAGAGGAGCCUGAACAAUACAUCAUGGUUCUAGAGCGGCCUGUACCCUGUGAGGACUUGAUUGGAUUUCUAGACCGCCACAAAGGCACUAUUGAAGAGGACGUAGCAUCGGUUAUCAUGCAGCAGGCAACACUCGCAGCUCAAACAUGCUGCCAACGUGGAGUGCUGCACCGUGACAUAAAACUGGAAAACCUGCUGAUUAACCCGAACACACUGGAAGUCAAACUGAUUGACUUUGGGUGCGGCGAAAUCCUUAUCAACGAGGGAUACACGUCCUUUAGUGGCACAAGAGAGUACUGCCCCCCAGAGUACGAUAUAAAUGGCGAGUAUCACGGGGAACCAGCAACAGUUUGGUCACUCGGGAUACUCUUGUUCACACUACUGUGCGGGAAAUUUCCGGAGUCAGAAGACUUGGAGAAGCUGAAUGAUAACAUCUGGACCAAAGAUGGCUUGUCACAAGAAUGCUGCGAACUACUUUGCUCUUGCCUGCAAACUGACCCAGAGCAACGGAUUGAAUUGAAAAAUGUCAAUCUCCACAACUGGUUUAUAUAUUUUAAUUAUUAA